AUGGCUUUGUGCUCAGACCCUUCGUUGAGCAGUUGGCUUGCCGAAGCACUACAGCCAUCCCGAACGAAAAUACAGUUGGCGGAAGUUGCUGGUGCCAACAGGGAUACGCCUAAUGACCGAGAACUUGGCUUGGACACAGCCUCGGUUUCGCAGAGAGGCGAGGCAACCGACAAAUUGACCGUUGGAAGCCAAGCCCUCAGAGUCAAGUUCUUUGUACGAUUGGCGCACUGCUGCCAGAAGUUAAACAACAUUGAGGCCUUCUUUGCUCUUAUGACAGGCUUAGAUGCUGUCGGUUCGCCAUUACACAAAGAUUUGGCCACUCUGGCUCAAGAGGAAACAAGAGGAGUGAGAGCUGAAGUGGGAUUGCAGUUGAGUGACUCUGUUACUCAAGCAGGAUGGCAAAAGUAUAGCCCGAAUAUAUUCGCGAACAAAACGGCUACCCGAAAUUCCGUGCACAGUGGUACAGCUUAA
Messenger RNA from Protopolystoma xenopodis, 471 nucleotides. NCBI's taxonomy places the organism in Eukaryota, Metazoa, Platyhelminthes, Monogenea, Polystomatidea, Polystomatidae. The record is from the annotation of a GenBank genome assembly.